GGUACUCUGCUGGCGUCGCUGCCAUCGAGCCUGGCAGCUGGCAGCUGCGCUGCUCCGUGCUCUGCUCUGCUCUGUGAACGUUGUCGUUGUUCAAUGGCUAAAAACUCGGGUGUGUGCUGCGCGCAGAGCAUGUGAAAAAUUGACAACGUUUGCGCCAGAUAACAUAUACGUUGCGAAUUUAUUUAUAACAAAUUCACAAAAAAUUAACCGAGGUAAAUGUGCAACGCAAUACGUUCAAAACAACAACAAAAAUCACACCAAAUAUAAAGGAAAUAUAUAUUACAAAGCAAAAUGUGUGUGUAAAUAGAGAAAUAAUGAAUAAUUGUAUAUAAAAAUAAAAAUUGAUUUAUAUAAAGUGCAAAUAGAGAAAGAAAAGGUAGCCAAAAAAAAGAAAAAUAAGAAAAAAUUACACAAAUAAUAUGCAAUUGCAUUAAGGCAACUGUUGUUGCCCCAGUUGCAGCAACAACAACAAAAUAAGCAACUUAAAUUAAUCAAUUUAAACUUGAAGAAAAUUAGUAAGGAAAAAGUAAUACAAAGAAAAGAAAAAGAAAGAAGAAAAUCAAAGUGCUAACAUUUAGAAGAGAAUUUUUUUUGUGGGGCACUUCCGAGAGAAUGUCGCAGUGCAAUAAUGUUGCAACUGUCGGCAGCAGCAACAGCAACACGUUAACAACAACAACAACAACAAAAGCAGUAGCAACAACAACAACAACAACACCAAACAAAUCAAUCAAUUCUGCGGCCAACAACAAGUGUUUAAGCCAAAAGAGUUCGGCAUGAAAUGGAAGCAGCUAUACGCUCCACUUCAGUGCAGGUCGGUGCUCCGCCGCCCACAAACAACAACAACAACAACACCAGCAGCAGCAGCAGCAGUAACAGCAACAACACUAGCAGCAGCAACAACAAUAGUAACAACAACAGCAGCAGCAGCAACAACAACAACACACCAAACGGUGCACAGCAGCAGCAACAUCAGCAGCAGCAGCAGCAGCAGCACCAUCAACAGCAGCAGCAUCACCAACAGCAACAACGUGUUGUUGCCAGCAGCAACCAGCAACAACAGCUGCAACAGCAACAGCAACAGCAACAACAGCAGCAGCAUGAUAAUGGACCAACGUCCCAUCAUUUGCAUCAAUCAUCUAUCAGCAUCUCUAAUCAGCAAAAUAAAGCAACGCAACAGCAACAGCAACAGCAGCAGCAACACCAAAAGCAGCAACAGCAACAGGCUGCCAACAUGUCCGCGUAUCAACAACGCCUGCCAUCAAAUGCAGCUCCUAUUCACAGCCCCCACUGGUCGUACAGGGCCCUCGAGCAGCUGCCCCAUUAUGCCAAGCAGGUGGCGCAGCUCCAGCAGCUUCAGCACCAGCAGCAGCAGCAGCAACAGCAACAGCAGCAGCAACAACAGCAGCAGCAGCAAGACCAGCGAACCACUUUGCAUCCUCAAAUUCACCAUCAUCAUCAACAGCAAAUGCAACAGCAGCAGCAGCAGCAGCAGCAGCAACAACAAUCCUCGAGAGCGGCGGCCAGUCCAUUAUCACCACUACGUCCUGGAAAUCCUGGCAGUGGCAACAGCAGCAGUAGCAGCAGUAAUAACAGCAGCAGUGCAGCAGCGGCAGCAGCAGCAGCGGCAGCAGCUGCGGCGGCCGUUAGUACCGCUUACCCGCCUCCGCAGCACCGUUUCAUCCAGAAUACGGGCUAUAGCAUUGCCCCGGCGCCCACCUAUCGUGAGAACCCCUACUCGCGUCACCCCCAAAUUCAGCAGCAGCAGCAACAGCAGGCUGCAGCGUCGAUGCCAGAAUAUCAGAGGGCAGCAGCUAGAGCGGCUGUGGCAGCGGUGUCGGCGGGCAAAAGCAACGUAUCUGGCCAAAGUUCCAAUAGCAGCAGCAGCAGCGGCGGAGGCGGCGGAAGUGGUAGUGCCGGUGGAUCAGCACCACCCGGCGGCGGUGUCGUCCAGGUAUCGCAAUCCGGCGGAGUUUUGGUCAUGGAGGCCAUGCCCCAUUAUGCCAGCCAACCAAAUAGUAAUCCCUCCCAACAGCAGCAGCAGCAGCAGCAACAACAACAGCAGCAACAGCAAGGCGGCAAUCCCAGUGCCGUGGGAGGAGCAUCUGCUGCUGGGGGAGGUGGCGGUGGAGGCGCAGGCGGCAGUGGCAGCAUAAUGGCCGGGAAUUUGGGGCGCAUCCUGAUGCCCCAUCCAGGAGCUCUACAAUACACCAGCGAGUACCUGACCAAUGCCACAGCGGUGGCGGUUGCGGCAGCGGCCAACCAAUUGCAGCUGCAACAGCAGCAACAUCCGCCCGAGCCAUUUGGUGGCCAGCAGCCGUACAAGAAGCAACGGCUUAGCGAGGCCAAUGCCAGCAACAUGAAUCACCUGCCGCCGCCACACCCGCAACAACAUCAACAGCAGCAGCAGCAACAGCAACAGCAUCAGGCACACCAGCAACACCAGCGAUCCUCGCCAGCCCAAGUGCAACAGCAACAGCAGCAGCAGCAACAGAUGAACAGCAGUCGGCAGAGUCACAAUGAUAUGUGCCGACAAGUGGUCACCACGCCAAUGGGUAUGCAACUCAAGGUCGAAACGCUGCCCCAGCAGCAGCAGCAACUGCAGCAACAACAUGCCUCACAAUCCCAACGGCGUUCUCAACCAGCGGCGGGCAGCAUGUCCUCCGGAGUGAGUCAACCAGUGGGUAAUGUCAACGUUUCCACGUCAGGAUCGGCGGGGAGUCAUGGCGGCAGCAGCAGUAGCAAUAUUGCUGCAGGAUCCGGAUCGGGAUCCGCCAGCACAGAGGCCUACCAUCCACAGGUGGAGGCCAUUUCACCGACGUUGCCCAGCGAUAGUUCGAUCGAGGAACGUGGAAGGACCAGCGCCAAGGAGGAUCUACUCAUGCAAAUCCAGAAGGUGGACAAUGAGAUCAAAUCCGCUGAAACGACCAUGGAUACGCUGCGUAAAAAGGAGAAAUCCCUAAUGGAGGAGGCUGCCCUGGCCAAAGAGCAAAAGGCCGCCAAAGAGCUGAACGAGAAUAACAACGAUCAGGAGAAUGUGGUGGUGGAGCUAGCCUGGCGCAGUCAAAUGCUGGCCGAGAAGAUCUAUGCGGCUAAUCGUAAGACGGCCCAGGCGCAACAUUCCAUGCUGCAGAAUGCAGCUGCUGAGGAAUCAUCGGCAGGAUCCGUAGCCGGUAGACCAUGGUUGCCAUUGUAUAACCAACCACUCGAUGUGGAAGCCCUAACCAUGCUGAUACGUCAGCAUCAGAACCAGAUCCGCGGACCGUUGUUUCAGCAUAUUCGUAAACUAAAAGCUGAUCGCUGGCUGCACAAUCAGGGUCUGGUUGAGAAGUAUACCAAGGAGCAGGCGGACUGGCAACGCCGCUGCGAACGUAUGGAGGCCAGUGCCAAGAGGAAGGCACGUGAGGCCAAGAAUCGUGAGUUCUUCGAGAAGGUCUUCACGGAACUGAGAAAACAACGUGAGGAUAAGGAGCGUUUCAAUCGUGUCGGAUCGCGUAUUAAAUCCGAAGCGGAUCUCGAGGAGAUUAUGGAUGGCCUGCAGGAGCAGGCACUCGAGGAUAAGAAGAUGCGUUCGUAUGCAGUGAUACCGCCCCUGAUGCACGAUGCCCGCCAGAUGCGUUGUGCCUAUCAUAAUGAGAACGGACGCAUCGAGGAUAUGGUGGCAGUGCAUCAGCAGCGUAAGGCCCUCAAUAUGUGGACGGCCGGCGAGAAGGAGACCUUUAAGGAGAAGUAUUUGCAACAUCCGAAGAACUUUGGGGCCAUUGCCGCCAGUUUGGAUCGUAAAUCGCCUCAGGAUUGCGUUCGCUACUACUACCUCAGCAAGAAGACCGAAAACUAUAAGCAGUUACUCCGCAAAUCCCGCCAACGGACGCGCAGUUCACGUAAUCCUGCCAAGACACCGGCCGCUCAGCCGCAGUGCAUCAUCGAUUCGAUGACCACGGGCGUUAUGACUCGCCUGCAACGUGAACAGCAGCAAAAGUCCGGUGGUCGUUCAUCGGCCGUUGCCGAGCGUGAGCGUGCGGAACGGGCGGCCGAACGUGAACGUGUGGCAGAGAAAGCGGCAGCGGAUGCCGCCAAAGCGGCUGAAAGUGCCGCCGAGAAGGCAAGUGCUGCCACAAAAGCUGUGGAAGCAACGGCGGCCGGUGAAAAGGUUGCCAAAGCGGCUGCAGCAGCAGCAGCGGCAGCAACAACAUCAUCAUCAGCAACGUCAACUCCAUCGGCGGCGGCAUCAACGGAUAAAACGGAUGCAAAGGCAAAUGCCAGUGAAAAGAAUGCAGCAACAGCAGGAGGAGGAUCCGCGACAAUAACAACAGGAACUCCAGCUGCAGCAGCAGCAGCAGCAACGCCUGCAACAACAGCAACAGCACCACCACCAUCAUCAUCAGAGAUCUCAGCGGGCGGCGGCGAGGCCAAGAGCAAAGCUGCCGAAGAGGAGGCAGCAGCAGCAACAGCCGGUGCAGCAACUUUGGCCACAGCCGGUACACCGGCAACGGGAGCCAGUGCGGCCAGUGCUGGUGAGGCAACAACGGCAACGGGUGCAACGGCAACAGCUGCCGCCAAGGGUGCUGGGAAACCAGAAACUGCAACCGAACCAGCGGGAACUGCUGCCAAGGGAGCAGAUUCUCGGCUAGAUGAUCCACUGGCUAAAACUGGUUCAAAAGCUUCCAAUGCCGAGGGCUAUAAUGCCACCGGUGGCGGAACCACUAGCAAUGCUACAACCGCCUCUGCUCCGGCACAGGGCGUAACCUUGAAUGGCUUUAAGAUGGGCUACCAGGCUGUGGUCAUGGCCAAUGUAAAGGCUACUGCAGGUGGCGAGGAUUCGACGACCGGAGCAGGACCAGGAUCUGGAUCGGGGGUGACGAGUGGCAGCGGCGAUAAGAUCGUCAAGACAACGCCAUCAUCCCGAACGAAUCCGAAUUCAACGUCAUCCUCAACGGCAGUGGGUGAAAGUGGUGGUGCCGGAGUGCCCACUUUUGCUCACACGGCCACCACGGCUGGCAAUUAUCUUGGCCAGAAACUGAAGGCAGCUCAGGUGGAGGGAAUGGGAGCGGGCAAUGAUCUACACUCGGGUGUUAGUGAAUCGAAGAGGAAACGCUUUGAACUGAAUUCUGGCGAGGCACAAGGCAAUGCCACAUCGGCUAAUACCAAUAGCAGCAACAUCAACAGCAGUCACAGCCUAAAGGUCAAUGCCAAUAAGGAUGGAUUAUCGAUGUCUAAGACAUCGUUGGCAUCGUCCACUUCGGUUGUCACAUCAACACCAUCAUCAUCAGCAUCGUCUUCAUCGUCAUCAUCCAUGCUGUUGAUUAGUGCCGCAUCCAUCAUGUCCACCGCAUCGGGAGGUGCUACAUCCUCGAGCACAGCUACUACCACGGCCACGGCUCAGGCAAUCUCUAUGCCUCUACUGGCGGAUGGCAGUGGAAAUUCGAUGGUGAAUGCUUCGGAAAUCAUAGCUCUUGAUGGUAAAGACAAACUAGCCAGCUGCUUUGUGUGCAAGGCGGAGGCGUGUGCCCGCACCCGUCCACUGAAGAAGGGGCGUGGCCAGCAGUAUGGGAUACCCGACGAGACAAUACCGGCGGGAGCACGGGUCUGCAAUAGCUGUCAAUGCAAAUCGGUGCGCAGCCGCUAUCCCAAUUGUCCGCUGCCCACGUGUCCGAAUCCCAAGGAUCGGGCCCAACGUCUGCGGAACAUUCCCUCCCGGCUCUUUGAAUUGGCACCGGAGAUUCGUGAUCCGGUAAUGGCCGAAUUCCAAAUACCGCCGCAUGCCACCCGCUGCUGUUCGGCCUGCCUGAUGCGCAUCCGUCGCAAGCUAGAUCCGCAGCUGAAUCUCACGGACGGCUCCAGUGGCGGAGCGGGCAGUGGCAGCGGUGGCGAUGAGACGGAUGUUAGUACAUCGUCGUGUGAUGAACGAGAACCGGGUGGAUCGGAUACAGCAUCCGUAGAGAGUCCAGAGAAUCUGCAGCGCCACAAGGUCCGUCAUUACCACCAGCAACAGCAGCAACAACAGCAGCAGCAACAACAGCAGCAGCAGCAGCAGCAGCAGCAACUAUCCCAACCACAGCCACCGCCAGCGCCGCAACAGAAGGCAUCGACUCCGCGAGGUGGUGACAAUGGAACGCCAUUGAUUAUCACACCAACACGGAUGAGUAGCAAGGCAGGAGUGGCUCCACCACCUGGAGCAGGUGAUAAUGAUCGACUAUUGCCACCAGCCGCUGGACAGGCACCUAAAAAGCAGAAGACCAGCGAAGAAUACGAUUCCUCGGCCACGGAAACGGCGGAUGAGGAGAAUGAGAACUCACCGGCCAAUCGCCAGAGUCCCAAAGUCCUGUUCCAUGGCCAUGAUCGUGGUCAUGUGGGUCAUGCCAAUAAUGUUGCAGGUCUUCAGCCACCGGUGGCCAACAUGGGGCCGGGUGGUGGUGUGCCCACGGGCGGAGCACCGGGUCAGCAGGUGAACGGACCGAUUAGUAUGCGUCGCGAGGCGGUCAACAAUGUCCAGGAUUGUGUUUUCUCGGUGAUCGAACGUUCGCUGAAGCACAAGGGACCGCAACCCAAAGGCGGACAAGGUCAACAGCAGGGUCAGGGUCAAGGACAGGGCCAGGGACAAGCUCAAGGACAAAGCCAAUCCCCAUCCCAGCAGCAACAGCAACAGCAGCAGCAGCAGCAACAACAGCAACAACAACAACAGCAGCAAUCUGCUAAUAAUCUGGAACGCAAGGAGCUGACAAUUGUCAGGGAAUACCGCCAAGAUCCGGGUAUUCUAAAGCAGCAAUCCGGCGGAUUACCACAGGGAGCACCGCCCACCUCGGGAGCCGGUAGCCUGCCGCAUGGCACCUCCGUGCAGAAGCUACCAUCUCGUCCUGCGGCAGUGGCACCACCGCCGCCGCCGGCUCAUCCAUUGACGCCCACCAGUACAGGAAGUGCCAGUGGCAGCAACAACGGUACCAGUGAUAGUCUUGCUACCCUAUCGGUGGUCAACUCUCACAUGGGCGUUGGUGUUGGUGCCGUGGGACAGCUCAGUCAUCCAGGCCUUAUGGGACACGCUCCAAGCGCUGGAGGCGGAGUGGUAGGAGGAGGAGUCGUUGGUGUGGAUAAGGCCACCAUUACACCGGUUGUAAAGACCUCGAGCGGAUCAUCGAAGAGCGGUGGUGCGUCCACUCAUUCGACUCCCACGCCGCCGGAGACCAUAAUCUAUAAUGUGCCCGCGGCGCAUCCGCAACGUGGUAUACCACCGCCGCCGCAGCACUCGGUACAUCCUGCCCAUCCGUCGCAUGCCCAACAUCCGGCUCAUCCGCAACAUCCAUCGCAUGGCCAGCAUCCGCAGCUACAAGUCCCAGAACCAGAACCUCAGACUCUGGACUUGAGCAUUAAGAAGCCACCGCGUGAUGGCCAUUCCCCGCAUACGGGUGCCGGUGGUUUGAGCAGUUCUGGAUCGGGUGGUCCACCCACAUCAUCGGAUCGACAUCAUGGUCCACCACCACCGACCAUGUCAAUGAAGCACAUUGUCCGCUCGACGGGCAUGUAUCGUGGCGAUGCCGUAACCGUUCCUUCACUCGCAGCGCCCAGUUCGUAUCUGUAUCCGACACCACCGCAUGGAGUGCUUAAGGCCACCGGUGGUGCUCUCUAUCUUCAACCAGUCCCGGUGCCCAUUUCCAUUUCCGGACAAGGUCAACUACCGCCAAGAGCUGGACAACCGCCGCCGGCACAGCCGCCAUCUAGCAGAGGUGUGGCCAAGGCACCACCCAAGCUGAGUCCACAGCAGGCCCAUCAUUUGCAUCCCAGUCAUGGGCAUUCGCCGUCGCAGCAGCAACAGCAGCAGCAGCAGCAACAACAACAGCAGCAGCAGCAGCAACAACAACAACAGGCGGCUGCACAACAGCAAUUGCUGGUGAAGAGUGGCUCCAUAACCCAUGGUACACCGGCAAAUAGUGCCCAACAACAGAUUAUCGUACACGCAGCAGCAGCUGCGGCUGCAGCCUCAUCAUCAUCGCUUCUCAGUCCGAAGUUCGAGGGUCUGGUUAGGCAAACCACACCCGACGGAUCCGUAGCCGGUGGACCAGGAGGACCUGGUGGCAGUGGCAAACAUGGAUCCAUAACGCAGGGUACACCACUGCACCUGCCGCCGCAUCAUUUGGAGGCCAAGAGGCCAUACGACAACUACUACAAGAGCUCGCAGCGUCACAGUCCCGCCCAGCAGCCGGGUGUCAAUCAGCAAUUGCCUCCGCCACCGCAGCAAUCAUCGCCCCAGGCGCCACCGCCACAGGGUUAUGGAGUGGGCGUAAGCUCACCCUAUGCUCGAUCACCAUUUGGCGGAGUGGUGGAACAACCACCGGUACUAAGUACACGCCAGAUCGUGAUGCAUGACUAUAUCACCUCGCAGCAAAUGCAGGGACAGCAACAACAGCAACAGCAGCAGCAGCAACAACGCAAUAUGUCGCGUGGCAGCAGUGCCAGCGGUGGUGGAGGAGGCGGUGGGUCUGACAAGGAGUCACCCUCACCCAGGAACAGUGUAGGCAGUGCCGGUGGUUUUACUUAUGGCGGUGACAAGGAAUCAGCGCCCAGGGGCCGACUGGAGUACUCCAGCCGGGCAUCGCCAGCAGAUCAUGCCAAUAGCACACCUAGUCCUCAUCGCACGCCUCCGCCGCAACGCCAGGGUGUUAUCCAGAGGCACAACACGGGCUCCAAGCCGCCAUCACCGGCAGCUCCGCCACCAAGCAGAAUGCACAUCGGUCCCCCGUAUCAAUAUGUUCCAAGUGGUCACGAUGCCCUGGCAUCGUUUGUAGACGUGGCCGUCCAGCAGCCGCAGCUGCCGGUGCCAUCACAAAAGGAUGAUAAGUCACCAGGUGGUGCUGCACCGCCGCCAGGGCAAGUACCUGGACCCGGAUCUGGACCACCACUUGGUCCCGCUGUCCUGCCGCCGCAUGCUGUGGUCGGUGUGGCCCAGCCACCGCCGCCAACCGCUCACCACGAUCAGCGAUAUCGUGAAUUGGCCUUGCAUCAUCAUCACACUGUGAUGCAGCAACAAAUUGCCCAUCAGCAGCAUUACCGCAGCCUCAAUGUGGCGGCCCAGGUCGAUAUGCAGCGACAAAUGGAUCAGGCAAAGCGUGCCAUGCGCCACCAGCAACAUCAGCAACAGCAUCAGGCACAGCAGCAGCACAACCAUGCCCUCGAACGGGAUAGGGAGAUGAUGCAAAGCCAGGAGAGGAUGCGUGAACGGGAUCGUGAACGUGACAGGGAACGUGAACGGGAGCGUGAACGAGAGCAGCGGGAUCGAGAACGUGAUCGAGACCGUGAACGGGAACGCGAACGACGCGAACAGGAUCGCGAACGGCGUGUGGUGGCCGAAGAAAGGGAGCGCGACAGUCGCCGUAUGGAGCGAAUGUUUGCUGGCGGUGUGGUCACAGCACCAGUUGGAGCCGGUGGUGGAGGACCGUCUCCCGGUCAAUUCUUGAGGGCUUCAGUGCCAGAAACUGGUCCACCACGCUCAAUACCAGAUCGUGAACGGGAAUCAUACUACCGGCAGGCACACGGCGGUCCAGCUCCAGAGGAUACCCCCGGACAACUGAGCGCCCAAAGUCUAAUCGAUGCCAUCAUCAAGCAUGAGAUCAAUCGCUCCAAUGAUGCCACAGCUGGUCCAGGACGCGAGUUUCCCCGUCCGACCUUCGUGCAUGCCCCGUUGCCGCCACGUGGAUCUGGUUCGGGCGGCUCGACGGGCACUAGAUCAUCGCCAGCGAAUGUCCUCCAUCCGAUGUAUUUACGUGAUCAUCGUCAGACCAUUGAUGGUGGAGCGGUCUCUCUACUGACGGCGGAGAACAAUGGCAAGCCAAGCUCGUCGGGAUCGCCAAGUGUAAUUAAUAUUGAUUUAGAUCAGGAACGGAUUUCUGCAGCAGCCGCAGCAGUUGCCCAGCAGCAACAGCAGCAGCAAGCACCGCCGCCGCCAUCGCAAUCGUCGCAGUCAAGAUCGGUGCAUGGUCAGCUGAGAACACCGACCUCCCAGGCUGGCGGUUCGGCACCAAGUCCCCAGCAGAUUCAUACGAAGAGCAUUACCUUUGGGGAGCUUACUGAUUCGAUAAUAACCAAUGACUAUGGUACCAGUCCGCAUCUGCGACCGCCGCCAACCUUUAUGACCUAUUUGCAGCAGGAGGCUCAGACCAUGCUGCCACCGGAACGCUGGAAGCAGAAUCGCCGUAUGCAGCAGAAGGUUGACGAAGCGAAGCACCAUUCACAGCAGCAACAGCAACAGCAGCAGCAUCAGCAGCAGCAGCAACAUCACGCCCAGCAACAGCAGCAACAUCAUGCCCCACAGCAUCAUCCACAGAUGACUGGUAGUGGCUCUGGCUCAGCACCAGGUGGCGGUGGUCAGGGUGGGGCACCCGGUGGCCCCGGCAGUGGAGCAGGAAGCGGCGCCGGCAGAGCCAAUACGCCCGGCGAAGAUGGACGUAACAUUAUCCGUAUGCCGCAGCCUGUCAGUCCAAGGAAAUAUAGCCAUGAGAUGAUGCUACACCACGUGAUGGCUGGUGGCGCGGCGGGUGGUGAUCAAUACUUUAUACCCAGUCGUGUGGUGCCUUUGGAACAAAGAGGAACGCCCAGCGGUGGAAGUGGAGCACCUGGAGCAGGAGGACCCGGCUCUGGAGGCGGUGCCUCGACCAUUGACAACUAUGUAAAGACCCGCAUUGCCGAGGUAAUGCGCGAUGACGUUGCCGGCUAUGGCAAGAACCGAACUGUUGAGGUGCGAACCGAUGAUGAAGUAACCGCCGAUAUGGUGGCCCAUUCGCAUGCCGCCGUUCACGCCGCCCAUGUGGCGCACGUGGCCCAAGUGGCUCAUGCUUUGGAGCUGCAGCACAGAAGCAAGGAGCCGCCGCCACCGGAGAUUAGUGUUUCACGAAAGACGCCCAAUCAAUACGAGGUGGUAGAUGCCAGUGGUAGACGCUCUGCUGGCAGUGGCUCCGUGUCGGUCUCCGUUUCCGGGGCCAAUAGUCAUCAUUCACCGUAUCAUCCACCCGCGUCGGCCUAUGCUCCCAGCACCUAUGCCUUCCCCUAUAGCGCGCUGACUGUGCCGAGUGCUGCCGGUGGAUUACCGCCACCACAGCCACUGCAGCUAGCCCACCAGGCAGUGGCACCUCCCGGCCAUCUAAGUGCCAAGGCCAAGGCAGCACAUGCCCUCAGUGAACUUGGUGCAGUCGGUGGCGGUGUUUCCUUGGUGGUGGGCGGUGGAUCCGGUGGUAUUGCAGGCGGACCAGGUGGUGUAUCGGUGGGUGGCGGUGGCCCCGGUGCCGGCGGACCAGGAAGUGGUGGAGGCGGACAUAAUUCAAGUUCAUCGUCAGCAGCUGCUGUUGUGGCAGCUGCAGCAGCAGCGGCAGCGGCUGCCAGUGAAUCGAAGCCAUUGCUGUUGUCCAAGUACGAUGCCCUUAGCGACGAAGAUUAGUUGUGACUGCCGGCGUCGUCCUCGGCGUCGGCGUCGCACCUGCGGCCAGCAGCAAUAGCAGUAGCAGCAACAUUACCGCCCGGCAGCAGCACGAGCGUUGUCUACGGCUAUCCUGGCUACCGGCGACACUCCCAGCAUCAACAACAGCCACCAACACAUCCGCAUCUUGUCCAGCAGCAGCAACAGUCGCCGCAUCGUCAACAGCAGCAACAGCAACAGCAGCAGCAGCAGCAGCAGCAACUCUACCAGACCACUGUACUGCCUCCUCCAUUGCAGUCCCAGCAGCAACUACAGCAACAGCAACAGCAGCAGCAACUCCAUCAGCAGCAACAGCAGAGGAGCCUCUACUAUGCCAGUGAGCAUUAUCCGGGAGGCAAUGGAGGCAGUACUGCUGGCGGCAAUCCAGGCUACUACUGACAGCAACACUAAUUGCAGCAGCAGGAGCAGCAACAUCAUACGUAGGUUACCACAAUCGAAACACCAAGUUGUUGGACAAGAAGCCUGUAAGGUUAAAAAACAAAAUAUGUAUAAAAAAAAGAAAACAAUAAGGCUUUAACUAAAAACAAGAUUUAAAUCAAGAAAGAGAGAGAUAGAGAGAUCGAGAUAUUAUGAAACAAGCGAAGAGACAGAGUGGGAUGGCAGGUAGACUUGACAUCUAGCUAAAAUUAUGAUUUCGAUAUUUUUAACGUAACUUCUUCAGGUUGCUUUCAAAAUCAGACUUAUUUUUGAAUUGUAAAAAAAAAAUCAACAAAAAAUUGUAAACUUUAAAAAUGCUAAACAACCAGAAAACUAAUAAUUUUUGUAAUUAAUAUUUACCAAAAACUGCAAUACAUUAAUUAUAAUUUCAUUUUGGCUUAAAAUCCUGUGGCAAUCUUUGCAAUAUUUUCAUUAUAAUUUCAUUUUGGCUUUAAAAACUGAGAAAUUACUGCAAUAUUUUCAUUAAAUUUAUAAAAUUAGUUUAACAAUACUUUAACAAAGUCUUUAAAUUCAAAUUUAAGUUUCCAAACAGAGAAUCUACAAUUGUAUAUAUAAAAAGCUAAAUUAUAUAAGAAUUCUGUUCGACUAACUUUGAUAUAUGAUGUGAAAUCCACCUGUAUCCUCUCGAUUCUUGAGGCAUACACACACCCUCACACUCGCAUAACUGCGUGUCCUUUUUGUCGUUUAUAUGUAUUUGUGUUUUCGUUAGUGUGAACGCGUGUGUGUAUGUAAUUGUCCUUGUUCGUUCGUGUAUAAUUCCUCGACCUCGUAAUCCUUCUCGUUAAAACACAGCUCUAACCUCAGCACCCCGAGUCAGAAAAGUAAUGGAAAAAAUGGUAGUGACAAACAUAUAUAGAUAUAUACAAAAAGAAAAACUAAAAAUCACACCACACACACACACACAUGCAUAUAUAUAUACAAUACACUUAAGAUUAUAAGAAGUAAACAAAAUAAUAAAAAAAACACACUGUUGGGCUGUUCUUAGAAAAAAAAAACAAAAAACCUAAACAAGUAAAACGAGAGACAAGUAAAUAUAUAUAUAUAUAUAUAUAUAUAUAUAUAUAUACACG
Messenger RNA from Drosophila eugracilis, 12963 nucleotides. RefSeq lists its product as uncharacterized. The coding region runs from base 779 to 11416 and encodes 3545 amino acids. Gene Ontology annotation, biological process: regulation of transcription by RNA polymerase II. NCBI's taxonomy places the organism in Eukaryota, Metazoa, Arthropoda, Insecta, Diptera, Drosophilidae. The transcript is spliced from 10 exons. The record is from RefSeq and is a predicted model, not a curated record.